This is a messenger RNA of Achroia grisella, 2145 nucleotides long. RefSeq names its product chondroitin proteoglycan-2-like. Gene Ontology annotation, cellular component: extracellular region. Gene Ontology annotation, molecular function: chitin binding. Lineage: Eukaryota; Metazoa; Arthropoda; Insecta; Lepidoptera; Pyralidae. The coding region runs from base 1 to 2145 and encodes 714 amino acids. The transcript has 9 exons. The record is from RefSeq and is a predicted model, not a curated record.
AUGUUAAUGUGGAUGGAUCUGUGGACUGUAUGUGAUUGGCCUGAAGCCGCUGGUUGUAAAAGUAAUGCAAGUUCUGAAGAGGAUAUUGAAGGUAGUGGUGAUCCUGAUAUAGAUUCUGGAGAAGAUGUAACAAAUGAGUGUCCAGAUAAUUAUGAUGAACAUCUUCUGUUACCACAUGAAACAGAUUGCGACAAAUUCUAUUAUUGUGUAUUUGGUGAGAAAGUAUUAAGAGAAUGUGGUCCCGGAACACAUUUCAAUCCAAUACUGCAGGUCUGCGAUUGGCCUGAAGCCGCAGGUUGUCAAAACAGUACAUUGAGCUCUGAAGAAAAUGAUGAGAUUGAAGGUAGUGGUGAUCCUGAGAUAGGUUCUGGAGAAGAUGUAAACGAGUGUCCAUACGAUUUUGAUGAACAUCUUCUGCUACCACAUGAAACAGAUUGCAAUAAAUUCUAUUAUUGCGUAUUUGGUGAAAAAGUAUUGAGAGAAUGUGGUCCCGGAACACAUUUCAAUCCUACAUUACAGGUCUGCGAUUGGCCUGAAGCCGCAGGUUGUCAAAACAGUACAUUGAACUCUGAAGAGAUUGAAGGUAGUGGUAAUCCUGAUAUAAGUUCAGGAGAAGAUCUGUCAAACAAAUGUCCAAACGAUUUUGACGAACAUCUUCUGUUACCACAUGAAACAGAUUGCAACAAAUUCUAUUAUUGUGUUUUUGGGGAAAAAGUGUUAAGGGAAUGCGGUUAUGGAACGCAUUUCAAUCCAACAUUACAGAUCUGCGAUUGGCCUGAAGCCGCAGGUUGUCAAAACAAUACAUUGAGUUCUGAAGAGAACGAGGAGAUUGAAGGUAGUGGUGAUCCUGUGAUAGAUUCAGGAGAAGAUAUAUCAAACGAAUGUCCACACGAUUUUGAUCAACAUCUUCUGUUGCCACAUGAAACAGAUUGCAACAAAUUCUAUUACUGUGUAUUUGGGGAAAAAGUGUUAAGAGAAUGCGGCCCUGGAACACAUUUUAAUCCCGUAUUGCAGGUUUGUGAUUGGCCCGAAGCAGCAGGUUGUAAAAACAAUUCAUCAAGCACUGAAGACAGCGAGCAGAUUGAAGGCAGUGAAGCACCGUGCGAUGAGGACGCAAGAUUACCGAACGGUUGCCCCGUAUGUCCCGACGUACACCUGCUCCUGCCUGCUGAAGACUGCGGCCAGUUCUACUACUGCGUACACGGAGACAAAGUGAUAACAAAUUGCCCAGCUGGACUUCACUUCAAUCCUGUCCUGCAGGUAUGCGACUGGCCACAAAGUGCUGGAUGUGAAGCGACCAGACCUCCUUGCACGCCAGGAGGUGGUGGUUGUGGUGGCAGCACUACUACCAGUACCACAACUAGUACCACUACUACCAGUACCACAACUACAAGUACCACACCCAGUACUACUACCACAGAAGAGCCAUGUGAAACAGAAGCACCGUGCGAUGAGGACGCAAGACUACCGAACGGCUGCCCCGUAUGUCCCGACGUAAGCUUGCUCCUGCCUGCUGAAGACUGCGGCCAGUUCUACUACUGCGUGUCCGGAGAGAAAGUUAUCACAGAUUGUCCAGCCGGACUUCACUUCAAUCCUGUGCUGCAGGUAUGCGACUGGCCACAAAAUGCUGGAUGUGAACCGACCAGACCUCCUUGCACGCCAGGAGGCGGUGGUUGCGGAGGCACUACUACUACUACAACGUUAGCUCCUAACACUACCGAGGCUAUAACUACUCCUACUACUACUGUAGCUCCUAAUACGACAGAGGCUAUAACUAGCACUAGUACAACUAGCACUCCUAAUUGUACUCAGCCUGCAACCACUAAUACGACAGAGGCUGUAACUACUCCUACUACUACUGUAGCUCCUACCAGCCCUCCCUCUAAAUGCGUGGAAGAAUGCAACCCACUCCCAUGGGCAGAUGACGACUGCGACAAAUACUGGAUUUGCGAAGGAGAAAAUGAAAUCCUAGUGACAUGCUCUGAAGGUUUACAUUUCAAUCCCAACACUUUGACUUGCGACUUUAUAUGUAAUGCGGGUUGUGUAAGAAACAAAAUACAGAGGACUUCAGAUGGUAGCGGUGUGAGGUUAUAUGUCCCGUUGGACCAAGUCGAUUCGCUUAUUGCCGAGCUGUCAAAACAGUAA